This is a messenger RNA of Micropterus salmoides (largemouth bass), 765 nucleotides long. RefSeq names its product secretory calcium-binding phosphoprotein 7 (gene scpp7). NCBI's taxonomy places the organism in Eukaryota, Metazoa, Chordata, Actinopteri, Centrarchiformes, Centrarchidae. The transcript is spliced from 9 exons. Bases 58 to 516 code for a protein of 152 amino acids. The record is from RefSeq and is a predicted model, not a curated record.
CCUCCUCAACAAUCCUUCAGUGAUCGUGUGCUGCCAGAAAGGAAAGCUUCAUUCAAAAUGAAAUUCAUCCUGCUUGCUGCCUGCAUCCUUGGGAUGGCUCUCUGUGCCCCUCACGAGAUGUUCAUGGAGUUUGACAUCCAUUAUGCUCCGCCUCAGGCGGCCCAAGCUAUUCCUGCUGGAGCCCCAGUUGGAACCCUGGAAGUUCUCCUCCCAGUUGAUGCCCAGAGACAGCCUGUUGGAGGACCUGUCCGUGGCUUCAUCAAGCAGGAGAUCCCUCAGCCGAACGGUAAAAGCAAGGAAGUGUUCAUCCCCUUCGGCUUUGAGCCGGCAGAUCCUGCUGCUGCUGCCCCUGUUGCUCCUGUCGAUCCCGUUGCUCCAGCAGCUCCAGCUGCUCCUGCUGCUCCUGCUGCUCCUGCUGCUCCUGCUGCUCCUGCUGCCCCUGUUGUACCUAUCAUUGCUGCUGGUGCCCCUGUUGACGGACCCGGGGGAGAUGAUGAUGAUGAUGACGAUGACUAAAAAAUUCGAGUCAGCAGGACGUGCACACUUUUGUGCCCAGUCAGGUGACCAAUGCAUUAAGACCAGCAGCCCACCCCGGUGAAAGAUGGCCAGCCAACAAAGCUGUUUGAAAAACAUGGUGCUGUGUUUUUAAAAAGAAAGUUUUUAGGGAGAAAAUGAUUCUGUCUUUUGAUUCAAUGCAUGUUGGUGUUUCCUCAAUCAAAUUUGCUAUAACUGUGCUUCAUAAUAAAUAAAAUAAAAACUGGUCCA